Rana temporaria (common frog) is the source of this 1384-nucleotide messenger RNA. RefSeq names its product histidine N-acetyltransferase-like. The transcript is spliced from 3 exons. Lineage: Eukaryota; Metazoa; Chordata; Amphibia; Anura; Ranidae. The coding region runs from base 125 to 1099 and encodes 324 amino acids. Gene Ontology annotation, molecular function: acyltransferase activity, transferring groups other than amino-acyl groups. The record is from RefSeq and is a predicted model, not a curated record.
CUGGAUUCAUAUUUUCUGACAAGAUCUUGAACCUUCCUGCCUUUGGUUGGUCCGUAAUUUGUGCUGCAGUGUUGGUGGCUUCCUCGCUUUCUUCCAUCAUUUUCCCUGCUCCAGUGGGUCCCACAUGAAGCUUGAAGCUAUUCCUGGUGCACCCCAAGAUGGGGACCUAGAAUUUGUGCUGGCCACAGAGAAGGAAUUUGAAGCAAUUGUGUCCAUGUCUCAUGGGAUUUAUGGAGGAUUGGAUUAUCUGCCCAGUCGCUAUCACAGCUGGGUGAACGAGAAGGACCGGAUGGUGAUACUGGCCAAGAAAAAAGGAGAUGUUAUUGGCCUCCUCUCUAUGUUUGUGGUGGAUGGAGGGGAAACAGCUCUUCUAGAAGGGCUCCGUGUGGCACCCUGGGAGAGAGGCAGAGGAAUAGCUGGAGUGCUUCAGAGGUUCGGUUGCCAGCUGGUGAAACAUCGAUACCCAAGUGUCAAAGUAAUGAGGUUGACCAGGGAUGACAAACUGACUCCAAAGGAACUUAACAAAUACAAAGUCAUUUCUAAACAGGGCAUACUACUUGUUCAUUUUAAUGCACCUGAACUCUCCUCUCGAUUAUCUUCCAUUCCACUACCCCCUGGGCCAUCGCGUCCUUCUCCACCCAUCCUCUUGUCUCCUGAAGAGGUCCAAGGAGUCUUCCUGGAGCGUGGGGGCCUAUUGAAGGAUCUUCUGCCCAAUCAAACACUCAUCCAGGACUGGCAGCCCUUCCAAGCCUUGCCUGGCAAUCAUGACCUGCUCCGCCGCAAAUCUAUUCGCUGGAUGACAGAUGACAGCAUUCGGCCAAGGGUGGCUUCUCUGUGCACCGCACCAUUCCCUGUACCGGCAGGGCCUCGCUGCUUCUACCUCAACAUUGAUGUCUUUGGCUCUGGUUUGAGGGGGGCACAAGAGCAGUUGCUGUCUCACCUAGCGGCACAUGUGCCAUUGUUACCAGCGGAUGUAAAAUGCCAGCUGUUCCUGCCACCUAGCAUGUGGAGGCCCAUGGCUGAUUUUUGCACUAAUGUAUUAGGUUUGAAGCUGGACAAAGGGUACACAGAGCAAUAUCUCCUAGAAACAGAUAUAUAGAGGGGGCUUCAUACCCUACUUACAGCAAGGGGGCAGGAAUGACCCCCAUCUCAGUAACGCUAACUGCCUUCUUUAGCUGAGCCUACACAUCAAACAUACUGUACAUGUUGAUCCAAGAUACUACACCCCCUUAUACACUUAUUGCCGCUACUGUACAUAUGUCAUUCUCCUAAAGAACAAACCCAUAGAUUAUGCUCAAUAACCUGUAUGCUUCCCUGUACAGAUAACAGUAAUUCAAAGAUAUAGUUCAUGUCAUCCCAGAUGAACCACCAGCUUUUUUUUUUU